UGUGAAGGACAUAUCUCCAUAGCUAGAGGUGCGUGCUUGAUUGUGUCGUUUUGUUACUUUGGAACCGAGUCUGAGGGAAUUCAGAUAACUUUAGAUGAAGGAGAACAACCCCGGUAGAGAAUCCGAACGUACUCCAAGAGAGACGUCUCAUCUGAGCAAUUUUUGUUUUUUGAAGACGAUAAAAGGAAUAACCAAGAGUAUUAACGAAGAACUUCGAAGGAUUUGAAACUGGCCAUGUCGGUCUUUUCUUGUAAUGUCAAGAUCUCUCGAACACUAACGCCAACUGAGACAGUGGAUGGAAACUACUUUGCUCAGUAAUUAUUCAGAAGACCCCUCUCAGCUCCAAUCAACUUUUAUAUAAUUAGCAUGUUUGGUAUAGUAUAUAAAUUAUAUACCUAUACCUAGUUAUGCAGUAUGUUUUCAAACAAACAGAUUACCACAUUUGUUUAUGAUACAAAAGAUUUUAAUUUUAUCGUUAAAUCAUGUGAGGAAAAUGAGUCCUCAUUUGAUAAUAUUUUGCGACGAACAUGGAAACAAGCUGAAGAAAUUAAAGCAUUCCGAUAUAUUUUAAACAUAAAAGAUCAAAAAAUAUUAAAGGGAAAAUACAGAUUUUUAGUACAGUUAAAUCCAGAGAGAUCUCAGUAUAGACGUGCUCCAGAAUCAGUCACGUCUAUGGCGCAAUCUUUUAGCUCUACACGAUUUAAUUUUACUAAACUAACACAGCAAGAAAUAUUAUUUCAUAUAGGAAAUGGCGACUCAAAUGACAUAAUUGCAAUUAAUGCCAGUCCUUUGGAACAGAGUCAUUGUUUAUUUCUUGCAGAACGUCUAAAAUGCUUACCACAAGUUAUGACAGAGUAUAGUCUUUGUAAAGUAAUAGAAUUAUGUCUGUUAAGUAAUUCAUGGUCUUUAAGAGCUUUUUUCAAUAGUUUGUGCGCUCUUGCUUCUGUUAAUCAUUUACACUGGCAUUUAUACUACCUGAAAUAUGAGAUGCUUCUUGAAUAUAUCGAUGUUAGUAGUUAUAUAUAUGGUAUAUACUUGUUGUUGGAGUAUCCAGCAAAAGGAUUCUGUCUCAAGUUAUCUGAUUUCAAAAAUAUUAAAGAUUUUGCAUCUCGUGCAUUCUUUAUAGUGAACUAUUUACAAUUGCGUCAAAUGGCACAUAAUGUAUAUAUUACAAGAGCGAAAUUAAAAUCUAACGAUAAAUUAUAUAAUGAUGUACGUAUUUAUAUUUGGGUUCGAAAAUCAUUCACUGGUAUAAAAGAUGUAACUGCAAUUCUACCUGCAGUUUGCGAAUUCUUCGGACAUUUUACACUUAAUGAUGAAACUGUAUAUAAUAAUGUAACAGAAGAUGAUAUAAUUAAUCUUCUUCGCGAUAUUACGGAAGAGUGUUUUUUAUUAAUAAAAAAUGAGCUUAAAGAUAUUUUGGAAAAAUAA
Messenger RNA from Cyphomyrmex costatus, 1431 nucleotides. Its product is annotated as GDP-D-glucose phosphorylase 1. The transcript has 6 exons. Bases 415 to 1431 code for a protein of 338 amino acids. Lineage: Eukaryota; Metazoa; Arthropoda; Insecta; Hymenoptera; Formicidae. Gene Ontology annotation, molecular function: GDP-D-glucose phosphorylase activity. The record is from RefSeq and is a predicted model, not a curated record. Gene Ontology annotation, biological process: glucose metabolic process. Gene Ontology annotation, cellular component: cytoplasm.